AUGUUUCCACGCCUCCCACCUUUGCUGAGAGUGUCUCUCAUGAUGGUCCUCACCGUAUGUUUUAGCCUUCUUAUCCUGGACAACAUUCGCCGGUCUGCCAGUGACAGUCCCACCGACAGCAACGACAUUUCCUUUCCUGACAAUGAUCAGGUCCUGCCAGUACGUCAAGCUCAACUCUCCUCCGCCGUAAACGACUCCGUCACAGCAAAGACAACCAAAGACAGUACUGUGUACAAGAAUCCAGUAAACCCGCUGAUGUUUGACUACAUAAUGAACCCAGGUAACACGUGUCGUGGUCUUAACCUGUCUCUAAUAAUUUACGUUCACUCGGCGCCUAAAAAUGUAAAGAAGCGCCAAGCGAUACGUGAAACCUGGGGUGACCAGACAUUGAUGAAAGAGUUCAGGGCAAGGCUGGUGUUUGUACUGGGCGUAGAUGUAGAGUCGAAGAUCAUGAACGCUCUGCGACUAGAAAGCAGUCAGUACUCUGAUAUUGUGCAAGAAAACUACCUGGAUUCCUACAGGAAUUUAACUUUCAAAGCUCUAUCAGCUAUUAAGUGGGUAUCUACAUUUUGCCGAAAUGCAGAGUUUGUGCUCAAAAGCGAUGAUGAUAUUCUAGUGAAUUUGUUUCAGUUAUCCCAUUACAUGGAUGCUAUCAGAAAUAAUCCGUCGACGUCUCAUGGUGUGAUAUUGUGUAAUUUGUGGACCAAAAUGGCAGUUAUGAGAAACAACAAGAGUAAGUGGUAUGUACCUAAAGAUGAAUUUCCUUUGGACUACUUCCCACCAUAUUGUUCCGGGUCAGCUUUUUUAUUUACAUCGGACGUCGUUCAGACUCUUUACAAUGUAUCGUUUGGGACCCCAUUUUUCUGGGUAGACGAUUAUUUUUUAACAGGUCUCCUAAUGCAGAAGACGCACUUCCGGUAUUUGAAAAUGAACCGGAUGUACGCUCUGAAUCCGCAUAAGGUCGUGGACAUCUUUCUCUCAGGGAAAAUUGACAACGUCAUGUUCUCCCAUGUGCAAGGAACAACAAAUAUGUAUUUGUUGUGGCGAGCUAUGUAUAAGCAUUACAGAGGGAAUCAAACAUCAACGUUUAACUGGACAGAAAUACUAAAGAAACAAAAAGAAACUGUUGUAAACACUUAA
Molecule: messenger RNA, 1140 nt
Organism: Liolophura sinensis
Lineage: Eukaryota; Metazoa; Mollusca; Polyplacophora; Chitonida; Chitonidae
Product: beta-1,3-galactosyltransferase 5-like
Exons: 1
Coding region: 1-1140 (379 amino acids)
Biological process (GO): protein O-linked glycosylation
Cellular component (GO): Golgi membrane
Molecular function (GO): hexosyltransferase activity
Source: RefSeq, a predicted model, not a curated record